AUUUAAUGUUAGUAGAGGGAAACAACCAGAGCACACAGACAGACACAAAGAUCUCAAUAUAAAGAUCUCAACUUCUCUGCUCUUUCUUUUCCUCUCUGUCUCUAUUGCGAGUUUGAGAAUACAAAAGUUCCAAAGAUUAUCUGCUAAGUUCAAAUGUCGAUUGCGAUGGAUAGAGUUGAAUCUUAUGUGUUUAAUUUCUCCGGCGAUAAUUUGGAUCAAUCUUCCUCUGAGUCUUUCUCUUCUCCUUCUUCUUCGGCGUCUUCUUCCAUUGGGAGGAAUAGCGACGACGAAGAAGAGUUUCACGGUAACGGAAAAUCGUCGGAGGACGGUGGAGAUGAUGUCGGAGAGAAUGAAGCCGAGUCUCCGUACAAAGGUCCUCUUGAUUUGAUGGAAUCUCUUGAAGAAGUCUUACCCGUUAGGAAAGGGAUAUCGAAGUAUUACAAUGGAAAGUCAAAGUCUUUCACGAAUUUAGCAGAGGAGGCAGCGUCAGCGUUGACUUCUUCUUCAUCGAUGAAAGAUUUGGCGAAGCCGGAGAAUCCUUACAGUCGUCGUCGGAGGAAUCUCCUUUGCCAUCAGAUUUGGGAGAACAAUAAAACGACUCCACGUGGCGGGAUCUCAAAGAAACACAUCAUGAACUCGAGCAGGAGCGCGUUGACGCUUGCCAUGGCGGUUGCUGCCGGCGUGAUGACCGGAGAGGGAUCUUUAUCCGGAGGAGACUCGUCGCCGGGAUCAAGUCCGACGACUUCGGGAUCUCCUCCGAGACAGAGGCAUCAUCAUCAUCAGAUGCUUCCUCCGUUGUAUCCUAGGAGUCAAGGGUCUUUUGGUAAUUUGAAGUCGUCUCAGUCGUCGUCUGGUUUUUGUGCCUGGAGAUCGUAUUCGGUGGCUGAUUUUCCGAGGUGUUUCCCGUCGACGGCGAGUGGUGUUGGGUCCAAUGACUCGUAGGAACGAUAACAUUUGUCUUUUUGUUGAAGCUAUAUUUUGAAGUUAACCCUUCUAGUUUUUGGAGUAACAUCCGGAGAAUGUAUAGACGAAUUUCGAACUUUUUAAUGGAUUCACAUCUUUUCAUUU
This is a messenger RNA of Eutrema salsugineum, 1068 nucleotides long. RefSeq lists its product as uncharacterized. The transcript is spliced from 2 exons. Lineage: Eukaryota; Viridiplantae; Streptophyta; Magnoliopsida; Brassicales; Brassicaceae. The record is from RefSeq and is a predicted model, not a curated record. Bases 154 to 942 code for a protein of 262 amino acids.